AGGCUCAUACGCGGAACUGUAUCCAGGAACGCAAGACAGCGAAACUACAGCGGAGCGGCCCUUUAACAUUUUAACUGCGCAACAACUCUUUUGGAGCGACAACACGUCUGACAGUCAACAGAAGACUCGACCAUGUCUAUGACGGUGAAAGCCUAUCUCCUUGGGAAGGACGACGCGCCGAAGGAAAUUCGUCGCUUUGCUGUGGACCAAGAUGUUUCAACGAGUUUUGAGUAUCUGAAUAGAAAGGUGGUUGAUGUUUUCUCCACCCUUCGGAAUGUCACCUACCAAAUGUUUUACAAAGAUGAGGACGGUGACAUGAUCGCUUUCUCAACUGACGAUGAGCUCAUGAUGGGCCUCACCUGCACCAAGGAUGACACCUUCCGCCUCUUCAUCAAGGAGAAAAAGGAACAUAGGCGUGACUUCCCGGCUUUUGCCUUCCCGGGUGGUGUCCCCCCUUUUGCCUUCCCCCCUCCCCCUGGAGGACCCCACAUGGGACCUCCCCCACCCCAAGGCCACGGCCACGGCCCGUCCCUGGUGCACCCCAAUGUGACCUGUGACGAAUGCAAUGGCCCUGUUUGGGGGACCCGUUUCAAGUGUACCGUGUGCCCUGAUUAUGACCUGUGCUCCCAGUGUCAGUCCAAGGGGCUCCACAAGGAGCAUGUCCUCCUGCCCAUCUUGCACCCCCUCAACAAUGCUUUUGAGUGGUUUCCUCGCGGGAAGUGGAUGCGGAAGAUGAGGCACUGUAUGUGGGCCCAGAACCAGGCCCAGAACCUUGCCCAGAACCAGGCCCAGAGCCAAGCCCAACCCGGUCCCUCUGGGUCCCAGCCAGACCAGGCGGCCCCAGGGAACAGCCAGCCCUCCUCUGAUGCGUCGUCUGACGCCUCCCAGCAGUCUCAGGCCAAUAUGGAUUAUCUGAAGAACAUUGGAGAAGGGGUGGCGGCCAUGCUUAGCCCACUGGGUAUCGACGUGGAUAUCGAUGUGGAGCACGAGGGGAAGAGGGCCAAGGUGAUCGUCCCGACUCCAGCCCCAUCCGGCUCAGGGGGCCCCCCCAGUGCCAGGAGUGACAGCGGCAGUAGGACUGGGGGGGUGGACGAGGCUGAGGCUAAAGAGGGAGACAUGGAGGUUGAGAUGGAUGGAAUAAGCAGCCUGGGAAGCGCCGGUGAUCUGGCUACGGGAGGUAAAGAGGCGGGAGGCAGCGGGGACGAGGAGUGGACCCACCUGACCUCCAAGGAGGUGGACCCCUCCACAGGGGAGCUCCAGUCUCUCCUGGUGGGCGAGGGGGUCUCUCUGGAAGCCUCGGGGUCCAUUGCCUCCCACCAGGCCCCCUCAAAGGACCCACCGAGGUCCCUCACUCUCGCCGAGGCCGCAGCCUACCCACAUCUCCCACAAGAUGCAGAUCCGCGUCUGGUGGAGUCCCUGUCCCAGAUGCUGUCCAUGGGCUUCACCGAUGAGGGCGGCUGGCUGACCCGGCUCCUUCAUGCCAAGGACUGCGACGUCGGGGCUGCCCUGGACACCAUCCACUACUCCAAACGCCCCCAGAAGUAGAGGGGCCACCAGUCCUAUGACCCUCCCUAUAAUAACCAUUUCACCAGAAUGAACUUCCUGUCUGUCCUUCUUGAUCUCACUUCUGGCAGUACUAGUUACUCAAGCAAUAAUGGUCAAUUAGAUAUGUAAUCCUGCUAUUUUAAGAAAUCCAUUGUUCUGCUGGCACUACUAGUCAGAUAUUUUAAAUUAUAACUAAAGGUGUUGUUCAACUACUGCUACAGAAACAUUUUACAUUCCAGAAGCAGAAAACAAUUAACAUUAGAAAAGUGGAUUAACAUCAAAUAAUCCAGUAACUGUUUUUACACCUAGUGUUAGUUGCCAGACCUAUAACCAGUGGUGUGAAUCAACCGUGUAAAUGUAAUCAGGUCAAGGAUGUGACUCAUGAUUGUCUUAACACAAACAUUUAUCCUCUAUUACCAAAUAAAAUACUUCUGCAAACUUA
Esox lucius (northern pike) is the source of this 1987-nucleotide messenger RNA. RefSeq names its product sequestosome 1 (gene sqstm1). Gene Ontology annotation, cellular component: amphisome; aggresome. Gene Ontology annotation, biological process: aggrephagy; mitophagy; endosome organization. The transcript has 7 exons. The coding region runs from base 133 to 1545 and encodes 470 amino acids. Gene Ontology annotation, molecular function: K63-linked polyubiquitin modification-dependent protein binding; zinc ion binding; protein kinase C binding. NCBI's taxonomy places the organism in Eukaryota, Metazoa, Chordata, Actinopteri, Esociformes, Esocidae. The record is from RefSeq and is a predicted model, not a curated record.